Molecule: messenger RNA, 2269 nt
Organism: Phlebotomus papatasi
Lineage: Eukaryota; Metazoa; Arthropoda; Insecta; Diptera; Psychodidae
Gene: Irbp
Product: ATP-dependent DNA helicase 2 subunit 1
Exons: 3
Coding region: 195-2033 (612 amino acids)
Biological process (GO): cellular response to X-ray; cellular response to gamma radiation; telomere maintenance
Cellular component (GO): nucleus; Ku70:Ku80 complex
Molecular function (GO): double-stranded DNA binding; DNA helicase activity; damaged DNA binding
Source: RefSeq, a predicted model, not a curated record
GACUUUUGAGUGACAGUUUGAGCGGUGUCAUUUCACAAGUUUGAGAAACAAAUCGCGCGGGAAUUUUAUUGCUUUUCCCAAGGAAUUUUGAAGAAUUUUCUCGUAAUUUAAUUAAAAUCUUCGUGCCAGUGAUCUUAGGAAACAAUCACAAGUGAAAUUUUGAGAAAUUCUAUUAUAACUUUAGUGAAAAAACAAUGUUUUUCCAAGCAGACUACAGCAACGCCAAUGAAGAUGAGGAAUCCCACGUGACUUUUGGAGGCAAGGAGGGUAUCCUCUUUGUCCUAGAUGCCAGUACAUCGAUGCUGGAUGAAAAUGAGAACAGGCAAUCGAAUUUCCGGACAGCACUGCAAGCCAUUGAGGCUUCCAUGAAAAAUCUCGUUGUGGGCAAUCAGAGGGAUCUCGUGGGAAUUAUAUUCUACAACACCAUUCACAGUCCUAAGUCGAAAUUUGAGGCUGAUACCAUGGAGAUUGUUGUGCCGCAGCAUACGUGCAUUUUGCUGCCCAUGGACAUGCCUUCUGUGGACAAUAUCUCCUAUGUGAGAAACUUCCACACAUCCGAAGAUCUGUUUGAUUUUUCCAACAAAUACGGAUGCUCUAGCGAUGCAAAUUUCUCUGAUGUCCUCUGGUUCUGCACCAGAAUGUUCCAGAAAUGUGGCUAUAAGCUACAAUCGUCAGCUAUUGUCCUGUUUACUGACAAUCCUCAACCACAUCCUCCAAAUACCCAUGAAUACCAACAAGCUAUGGUGAAAGCCAAAGAUUUGAGCCAAUUAAAUGUCGAGUUCACCCUGAUUCCGAUGCUCCCGGACUUCAACGGGGAGCUUUUCUACAAAGAAUUCAUUUGUACGGCAAUGGAAAUGGAAAUGGAACACUUUGAGAUGGAUACGGCUGUGAGAGACAUUGAAACAAUCUCCAGUAGAAUUUACCGCCGAAACUAUCGCAAACGCUGCAACAAUUACCUCAAAUUCUCCCUCGGGGACAACCUGGAAAUUAGUGUUGGUGUCUAUAGUUCAAUCAGGCACGUCAAAUAUCCGAAAUCCUUCAAAGUUCACCGGAAUACCAACGAAAUAGUCAGCAGGAAGAGAGUUUAUGAAGUUCAAAAUGAAACUGAAGGUACCACCAUAACCCUUCUUCCUCAUCAACAGAAGAAAUACCAAGAAAUCGGCGGUAGGAAGAUCAUUUUUACAACACAGGAAGUCUCUAAUAUGAAAACUCUCCUUCCAGCUGGCAUUCGCUUGCUUGGCUUCAAACCCCGAUCCGCCAUUCAAGUUAGACAUUACUUAAAAAACGGAUCGUUUAUCUAUCCGGACGAAUCGGCAAUUGCCGGUUCCACAAAGCUCUUCAGGGCUCUGUGGAAGAGGUGCCUCGAUAGAGAGGUAGUUCCAAUAUGUGUCAUGACCCUAAGGCACAAAUCCGAUCCCGGAUACGUCGCUCUGUUGCCACAGGAAAAUACUUUCUAUGAUCAGGAGAAAACGGACCAGAUCGAAUACAAUGGAUUUCACGUUAUGCAUCUUCCGAAUCUUGAUGAUAUCCGUGACUUUGACUCCUUCAAUCCCGAAGCUAUAACAGUCUCUGAGGAACAAACUGAGCUUUUCAAGAAGCUCGUGAAGAAAUUGAGAUUUCGUUACAAUCCUAAACAUUUUAACGAUCCUGUACUGAAGACUAUCUACAGCAAUAUCGAGGCAUUUGCUUUUAAGACAGAAGGAGAGGAGCCUGAAGACUCCACUCUGCCCAAUACUGAGCAACAGGACUCAAUGAUAUCUGAUCUUGUAGCUGCUAUAACAGAAGAAUUUGGCGAGAUGAUUGUAACGAAUCCCAAACGCAAAAACACAGAACCCGGUGAGAAUGCCAGAAAGAUUUCAAAGUCCACAGAAGUUGACGAGGCAAAGAUCCUCGAAGCAUUCACUAAAAAUCGCCAAGACAAACUAACUAUUCCGGAACUUCGUGGAUAUCUCCAAGAAAAAGGUGUCAAGGGUAUUUCCAACGCCAAAAAAUCCGUGUUGAUUGAUAAAAUUAGAGAAUAUCACAAUUUGUAAUUCAUUCUAUGUAUUUUUUCUGCUGUUAUAUGGUGUCAAUUGCGUGACUUUCAGUACUGAAUGUACAAAUUUUUAAUUAUAUUAUUUUUUUUUUCAAUCUUAGAAGCAAACACAAUUGACGUCUUUGUCUAAAAAAAAGAACUUCAAAUCUGUUCCCGAAAAAAAAUUAUGUACACAUAUUUCUCAAUUGUUUUCUAAAUGUUUUGUAAAUAAAAAAAAAGAAUAAAACAUAAAAA